Messenger RNA from Dicentrarchus labrax (European seabass), 4966 nucleotides. It is a transcript of the gene npbwr2b, whose product is annotated as neuropeptides B/W receptor 2b. Gene Ontology annotation, biological process: neuropeptide signaling pathway. The transcript has 2 exons. Bases 968 to 1984 code for a protein of 338 amino acids. The record is from RefSeq and is a predicted model, not a curated record. Gene Ontology annotation, molecular function: neuropeptide receptor activity; neuropeptide binding. Gene Ontology annotation, cellular component: membrane; neuron projection. Lineage: Eukaryota; Metazoa; Chordata; Actinopteri; Moronidae.
UCUUCCACAGCGGUAAGACCGGAGACUUUACCAGGGACACAGAGGAGGGUAAACCCGCAUGAACUCACUUUAUGCUCUUUAAUAACUGUGAAAUUUUGAUUUGUCAUCGACUGAUUAUACAAUUUCGGGAUGCGCCACUCGUGCGUAAAACACUGGCACCGUUUCCAAAGCGCACAGGAAGCAUCAAGAGGAAUUACCACAACCAUAAAUAACCAUCGUAAACCUUAUCGUGGACACGUUCAACCUUUAGAAACUCAUUUUAAAUAGUCGGCACCGGGGGAGGAGAGAAUCAGACGAGGAGGGCAAGGAUAUAAGACAAACGCAACAUCGGCAGAAUGUCAUUCGCGUGGAGAUAAACAAAGUGUCAAAUGUUUUUAAAGACUUGGAAAUGGAAAACCAACCUUGAAAGAAAACUGAUAGGGGAUCGCUCAUUUAGUGAGAAUGAAGCUGGGCGUCUGGAGCGUUUUCACAUCAAGGACACUUUACCGCGGAUGAACCCUCCUAGGGUGAGAUAUUUUUGCGGAGAAAAUUAAUCCGUCAAGAUUAUUAUUUAUGUAUGGUUUCGUAACAUCUAACUGUCUGUACAGUAAGUAGGGGAAAUAACAAUACAUGAGAGUAGUUGACAUAGUUCCUACAUUUUCGUAACAUCCCAGAAACUGAAACAACUAAAAUAACUGACCUAAAAUUACCUAGUGGAGCUUCUCAGUGAUCUGCUGGUGGUACCUAGACCUCAGAUUGGGAACUGUUGUUCUCUUCUCAGUUAUCUGCCAGUGGUCAGAGGCAGAGCUCCUGUCCAGUGAUACUAUGGACUAUAACUGAUGUAUCCUAUAUGAGAAGAUGUCAAAAAACGAAGACAAAGAAACUAAUCUUUCUCUAAUCUACUAAUUAAUAAUAAUCUGUGGAUAUUUGUCUCGGAAUGCUCAGAAGCUCUUAGUUUGCCAACGUCCAUCUCACUUUCUCUUCAAACAUGGAGAAUAUGUCUAUCCCCGGCAGUGCACCGCCAGUCUGCAACGACUCUGUUGACUUCUACUCCCUCACGUCAGGGAACCACACUAACUUGAACUGCACUCUUCCCCCUGAGUUUCCCUUCUAUGCUGACCUUUACAUCAUUUUACCGGUCAUCUAUUCUGUAAUCUGUGCAGUGGGACUGACAGGCAACACGGCUGUCAUCUACGUGAUCCUCAAAGCCCCCAAGAUGAAAACAGUAACUAAUAUGUUCAUCCUGAACUUGGCCAUCGCUGAUGAUUUGUUCACUUUGGUGUUGCCGAUCAACAUUGCUGAACACUUGCUGCACUACUGGCCUUUCGGUGAGGUUUUGUGCAAAGUUAUCCUUAGCAUAGACCACUACAACAUCUUCUCCAGUAUCUAUUUCCUGACAGUUAUGAGCAUUGACCGCUACCUGGUCGUUUUGGCCACAGUGAGGUCCAAGCGCAUGCCUUACCGCACGUACCGAGCAGCCAAAAUCAUCUCAUUGUGUGUCUGGAUCCUCGUUAUUCUCAUUGUCAUGCCUUUCACUGUUUUCGCUGGUGUCUACAUCAACCCCAAUGAUGAGAGGAAGAGCUGCGUGCUCAGCUUCCCCAGCCCUGAGAGUCUGUGGUUCAAAGCAAGCCGGAUCUACACGCUCAUACUGGGCUUUGCCAUUCCGGUCUCAACCAUCUGUAUCUUAUACACAAUGAUGCUCUACAAGCUGAGGAACAUGCGGCUCAACAGCAAUGCCAAGGCACUGGACAAGGCCAAGAAGAAAGUCACCAUCAUGGUGUUUAUUGUCUUGGCUGUGUGCUUGUUCUGCUGGACGCCGUUCCACCUCAGCACCAUUGUGGCUCUGACGACGGACCUGAGGACCACACCACUGCUAAUCGGGAUCUCCUACUUCAUAACCAGCCUGAGCUACGCCAACUCCUGCCUCAACCCUUUCCUCUACGCCUUCCUGGAUGACAGCUUCAGGAAAGCCUUCAAGAAGAUGUUGGAAUGUAGACCGGCCUGAAUAUGUGACGUAAGAUAGAAGUCUACAGAGACUUACUACGUCAGGACAGACUCUGAUGAAAAAAUGGUAUGGAAAAGUUUGACUCAAAUCAGAAGAAGUCAGAUUUGAACCUAAAGUUUGAUUGGUUUGUUAAAGCUGCACUAGGCAACUUUGAACAUUGUUUGCACAUGAUAGCAAGAGAUAACCAUCUUUUUAUUUAUCUUUAAUAUGUGUAAAAUGUAAAAUUAUGUAAACUGCAUACCACAUUCUUAAUGUGACAAAACCUAAAUGCUUUAUACUACAGCAAACCAAAGUGAUGAGAGAGGAGUCCAGCUUCGUCUAGACAGAGAGCUGUUUGGGUGUCACUCUUCAGUUUAAAUUCAUCACUUCCUUUGGGCGGAGAAUAUAUCAUGUUAGCACAAGUAAAUCUGAAGCCUCUUAUGAGAGAAAGCGUGGUUUUCUUUGUCACAGCUGGACUGUUUUAUUUUUACUGAAUUUGCCUAGUGCAGCUUUUUAUGGGUCUGAGAGCACAGUGAGAGAAUAUUGAAAGUUGACAGAAAUGGGGAAUAUUGCAAUAGAGAAUGAUAACAGUGACAUACAGAACAAUAAUGGAAUUAAAAAGAACCAACAGUUUGUUAUACUAUAUAACUGUCGGCAGAAUUGCCCAUCAUCAUCGUGUCUGAAGAGCUGGCCAUGAAAUCUGAUUGUUUUCCAAGUGAAGACUGCAAAUUAAAUUGUCCGAGCUUUUUCCAUGAUGGUAAAAAAUCCAAUUAUGAGGCAGCGAGUUGAGAUGGGUCGCUGUAAACAGUCGUGACCUUCUCUGGACUCCAUCUGGACUCAGAGGACGGAGGAACACCUCGGAGGGGUCAAACAUCUGCUGUGUGAAGAAAAUAGAGUUCAAGACAGUGUCACUGAUUUGCAUGCUGUCAGUCUCAUCAACGUUAUGAGAAUAGUCAGGGUUGGAGGGUAACAGGAUACAUGUCAGGAGAUUAAAGGUGUUUAGUUAUGAAUCGCUCAUUUUUAUUCAUUACAAACACUGGAUGAAAAAAAAGUUUACCUGUAAAAUCAAACCUGGUGGGAUGACAUAUUGAAAUAUUGUGUGAUCAUUGUAUGCAAAACACUUAAUCUGCCUUUAAAUGAUGUUGGGUUUUGAGCAAAGUAAUCUCAAUUGAACCAAAUGAUACGUUUUUGUAGAUCACAUGAGGCUUUAGAGUUCUGUUUUUCAGGUAAACAAGCAGGUUACAGAGAUCCAUUUGCAAAAUACGACCUGAACAAUGACAAGGUUGAAGCAUGGACUCUUUAAAUGAAGGCACUGUUUGGAUGAACAAUGUGUUUGGUGCACAUUAUUUUUUACAGAAUGUAUAUGUACCACUUAAGAAAUGAAAAAGGAACCUUACCAACCCUGACAACAGUACUGUAGGCCUGAUGUAAGACAGGCAUGGGACAGGAGGGCUAUGUAAAAUGUAAUCUGCAUUGCUCGUCUCUAUUUUGUUGUGAGCUUUUGUCGCCCCCUGUUGUCAACAGGGCGGCAUUACCUGAAAAUGCAGCCAGAGCCAUUUACAGACUCUGUGCAAAGCCAUUAAUGAAGGGAGUUACACAUUUCCGCACUGCUUGUUAAAGAUUAUGUACAAUUUCUCCUUUCACUUCGUGGAUAUUUAUGAGUAGCAUCUUUUGGUAUCUAACAGUAAAAAUAUGUGCAAUCCAAUGACAUUCACAUACUGCAGAAACUUAGCAUCUAUCUCUAUUUAGUGGUAUAGUACAGAGUUUGUUUUACACAGUAAAACCAUGAAGACACUGAAAACAUGAUGGUAUUGUUUGCAGAGAAUAAAAACGAGGGGCUUGUUUGAGGCUUCGCUCCGUAAAAUCACAAUAUCAGGAUACUUUUUGCCGGAGAUUUGUAGGACUUAUAUGUAUUUGUUUGAUGUAGUUUUAAUUAAAUAAUGAUUUAAUUGUUUUUAACCAUUAUUGUCUAUUUGAGCAUAACACUUUUUUGUGUGCAGCUUUCAAGCUCACGCGAGCUCCAAAUUUACAGGUGAUUUCCACAAUGACAAUUCUAACUUUGCUUAACCAGUUCUUCUGAUUGAUGGAUAAAGCAUUAUUUUUCAAAAAACCUCAUCGAUGCCAGUUUGCAGCAUUAACUCAGCAGUAACAAACCUGCUACACCCUGCUUACCUGCUAGCCAUGUAAACUCCUGAUUUCAACUUUCAUUUUACAGUAAUUUUCUUUAAAUAAUGAUAAUAAAAUAUUUUAACAUUUUGUGUCUGUGUAUUGCGGCAAUUCACUCAUAGUAUGUGAUGCUUUUACAGAAAUACUCUGAUAUGUGUCUGUGUGUCAUCUUACACACUUUUCUCAAGUUUGUAAUGGAGGAGGAACAGUCCAUCAGUCAAGUAGAGUUGAAAAAGUUACUUCUUGCGCUCAUUUAUCCAGCAUUAAUCUUCUAGGUUUAAGUUAUGAUUCUUCUCUUCAGUGUUGUACAAUUUAACAUUAUAGUGUAACAGACAGUUUACUUCCUUGGAUGUGUUUGACUAUGUUUUUAGAAAUGUUGUAAAUCAUGAAACACAAUGCCAGUGUAACUCCUUUCAGCCAUUGAUGGCUAUAAAAUCAGCAAAAACCUUUUUCUCCAACACUCCCUGUUGUAGAUGACAGCAGCUUAUAGAGGUUAAGCAAGCAUGUGACAUAAAUCAGCUUCUACAAAGGCUUUGUCUGUAUGGCCCUGACUGCAACAACAGAAACCAUUCUGUAUGUACUGCUGUAAAUAGUUCAGUCUUUUCCAUUUAACUGUACAGAAUGUAUAGUGACAGCGAUGUAUAGUCAAAUAUUCAACGUAGAACUUGUGUCACACAUAUGAGAAAUGAUAUAAAAUUUGAGUUGAAGAUUAUGAAUCAUUGUCUUUUAUGCAGCCUGUAAUUAAGAAUCAUGGCAUCUGAUGUCAUCUAUUUGUGUAUUUUAGAAUAUAUUUAAUGUCUAUCAAUAAAUAAUAAAUAAAUAUAAGUUUAUUUUCCC